Molecule: messenger RNA, 597 nt
Organism: Entamoeba invadens IP1
Lineage: Eukaryota; Evosea; Mastigamoebida; Endamoebidae
Exons: 1
Coding region: 1-597 (198 amino acids)
Source: RefSeq, a predicted model, not a curated record
AUGUACAACGAACCAUCGCUGAUUCCCUAUCGUAACGAAAUAUUGAUGAGUACUAAUGACACCAAAAAGUGUGGGAAAUACACUUUUUGCCUGAACCCACAAUUCUUGAAUCGAAGUUUCAUACACACACAACUGGAUUUAAACAAAGAAAUUUCAGAUGACAAUUCAUUGAUUGACCGUGACCUGAUACCUGAAAUAAUCACAGAGGUCGGGUCAGAAACAACCAGUGAAGAGUCACAAAGUGUCAACCAACAACAACGUCAAUGUGUUGGAGAUGAACAAUUAACGGAAUGUCGUGAUCUUAAUAUCCCAGUUCAAGAUACUGUGUCACAACAAGACGUGAAAGAUCCAAAUUUAUACCAACCAGAACCAAAUGGGCAGCCGGAGUAUACCUAUUAUGAUUAUAAUGCAACGUACUUUAUCCACUCACAACCUGCUCCAAUAUAUUUAAGCCCAAUCGACUUAAACAAUGAAGAAUGUCCUUUAAAUUGUAUUGGUUCAUCUUGUACAAAACCACCUUUCAAUUUUGGUAUGGGUGAUUCGUAUGAAGACCCUGUAUAUAUAAGCUUUGUUCAAACUGGUUCAAAUCAAUAUUAA